Molecule: messenger RNA, 1287 nt
Organism: Fusarium sp. VM40
Lineage: Eukaryota; Fungi; Ascomycota; Sordariomycetes; Hypocreales; Nectriaceae
Source: the annotation of a GenBank genome assembly
AUGACAGACAAGGUCGACAAGGUGAUUUCGUCCGUCACCUUGGCGGGAAGUCUCUUGUCCUGUGUUGCGACUACAUGUGUUCUGGCGUCUUUUGCCAUAUAUCGUCGACAUCUUAGCAAUUUCCGCCAUGUUCUUGUUUUGAAUCUGAUGCUGGCUGAAUUUAUCAACACGUUGAAUAAUUCAGUGUCGGGCAUCAUCUUUCUAAACACAGGCCAACUGCACCCUGGAGCAGCAUGUGUUGCCAAUGGAUUCAUCGGACAGCUUUCAGUAUCAGCAGCUGACUUUUCAGUCCUCGCUAUUUCAGUGACUACACUUCUCACCGUCACACGCUAUAUGUACAUACCAAGCACAUCAACAGCUCGGAAGGCCUUUAUCUGUGUCGCAGUAUGGACCAUGCCGCUCAUCACAAGCCUUAUACCGACCAUUGCGGGUGAGAUGAAGCCAGUUGGUGGGAACUGGUGCUGGAUAUCAGCCACUCGACCUGAUUUACGAUACGGAAUGACCCACGGCUGGCGAUUCUUUGUCAUUUUCAGUACUAUAAUCAUCUACAUAUACAUAUGGAUUUAUCUACGAAAGCACUUGGGAACGAAGAGCAGAUCUUCAGGAAGAACGCUUUCCUUCUCGACACGCAACACCAAUACUAUGUUUUCCAAGGGUUCCAAGGAUACGGGGUUUCGAGUUAUGAAAGAGGAUGAAGUCGAACUUGAUACUUUUAGGACGAGACGUGGAGAGGUUGAUGCACUUAGCUCACCCACUAUCUUCGAGCAGGGACUUGACUGGGAUAGGCGACGGGAAAAGAGGGAUGAGAUUGAGGAUAUGGGAGUAAGAGAAGGUGAGAAUGAAGUGGACAUAAGAACAAUGGGAGGGCGAAUUCACCAUCAACCAUCAUCAUCCAGACGCUCAGAAGUCAAAUACUCAGCAGUUACUAACCCGAACCCCCAAGCACCACCGCAGGCCCAACAGAACAUGCUCCAAACAAACGCAAGCGAAUUCCCCCAACGCCGAGCCACGGGAGACGUCGAAGUCGAGAUCAAGAGAAUGAUGCUUCUCAACGGAUACCCAUUCAUGUACGUCCUCCUCUGGACGCCAGGGCUUGUAAACCGACUCCUCGAAGCCCUCGGGACGCCUGUUUCAGAAACGACCAUCGCUGCGCUGAAUAUGUCGACGCAGUUUAUCGGCUUUGCGAAUGCGGCGACGUAUGGGUUCAAUCAUCAUUUGAGGGAUCGGUUGGGUGCGCUUGUUUGGACCCCGGCGGUUAUGAGGAUGAGGAGAAGAUUUGGACGAUAA